Molecule: messenger RNA, 3475 nt
Organism: Chroicocephalus ridibundus (black-headed gull)
Lineage: Eukaryota; Metazoa; Chordata; Aves; Charadriiformes; Laridae
Gene: PSIP1
Product: PC4 and SRSF1 interacting protein 1
Exons: 17
Coding region: 5-2143 (712 amino acids)
Source: RefSeq, a predicted model, not a curated record
CGGAAUGAGCCAUUUCCGCGGCCGAGGGGAGCGGCGUGAAGGGGGCCGGCUCGCUUCCCUCCUCCCUGCCUCGGGGCGGGUGGCUUCUCCCGUUCGCCGUGAGAGGCGGAGGCGGGACCGGAGCCUCCUGUUUUCGGCAGGGCCUAGGCAGAUUGCCGCCCCCUUCCCCCCGACACCCUCCCCCGCCGCCCGGUUGCGGCGUGCCGGUUGGUACGGCCCGGCCUGGCGGGAGGAGGGAGCGUGGCCGUGUCUCCCGCGGCGGCGGCUCCUGCUGCUGCAGGCAGAGGUGGGCAGCGGGCCGGGCUCCAGCGCGCGGGACCUCGGGCGGCUGGCGGCGGGGGCCAGAGGCGCAGACACCCCCCCAACCUUCUUCCCUACGGCGUCAGGCGUCCGUCGGUCAGAAAACAUGAGCCGAGAUUUCAAACCCGGAGACCUGAUCUUUGCCAAGAUGAAAGGUUAUCCCCACUGGCCGGCCAGGGUGGAUGAAGUUCCUGAUGGAGCAGUAAAGCCUCCUACGAAUAAAAUGCCUAUUUUCUUUUUUGGCACACAUGAGACGGCAUUUUUGGGACCAAAGGACAUAUUUCCCUACUCUGAAAAUAAAGAUAAAUAUGGCAAACCAAAUAAAAGAAAGGGUUUUAAUGAAGGGCUGUGGGAAAUUGACAACAAUCCUAAAGUGAAGUUCUCUCAUCCGCAGUCCCAUCCAGCUGUUAACGCUCCUAUCAAAGAAGCUGGUCAAGAAAGUGGUCAGGAACCUGCUGAGGGGAGUGAAGAAAAAGCAGGAGCCAAAAAAAAAAAGGCUUCCAUCCCAAAAUUAUCCUCUAAAGGGGAUAACAACUUACCUACAGAAGCUGAAACAGAAGAAAAAGAGAUGGUUGCUUCAAAGGAAGAUGAUCUGCCUUCUGAAAAAAAGAGUAAAGAAGAUGUGGUGAAAACAAGUGAUGCUUCUAUGCCUAAAGUUGCUAGAAGAGGAAGAAAAAGAAAGGCUGAAAAACAAGCUGAAGCUGAGGAAGCAGGAGCAGUGGCAACAGCGGCUGUGGCAGCAGCAGCUCCUGUGCCAGUGUCUCCAAAAGUAAGCCCCAAAAGAGGAAGACCAGCAGCUUCUGAAAUAAAGGUCCCAAAACCAAGAGGGAGACCCAAGUUGGUGAAACCACCUUGUCUUCCAGAGAGCGACUUUGUUAAUGAGGAGGAGAAGGCAAAGAAAAAAGGACCAGAAGAAAAGGCCAAAAAGCAAGGGAAAAAAGAUGAGGAGAGUCAGAAGGAAGAGGAGAAAUCAAAGAAGGAAUUUGACAAAAAGGAAGGAAAGAAAGAGACUGAACCAAAAAGGAAAAAUGCUGCAAAAGUGGGUUCUGCAUCAGCUUCUGAUUCUGAAGAUGAUGGAGAAGAACAAGAAGGUGACAAGAAGAAAAAAGGAGGAAGAAGCUUUCAGGCGGCUCAUAGAAGAAACGUUGUAAGAGGCCAACAUGAGAGAGAAGUAACAGAAAGAAGGCGUAAGCAAGAGGAACAGACAGAAUCUGAAUCGCAGAGUAAAGAAGAAGGCAAGAAAGCAGAAGUUAAGAAGAUGGAGAAGAAGAGAGAAACAUCAAUGGAUUCUAGGCUUCAAAGGAUACAUGCAGAAAUUAAGAACUCCCUGAAAAUUGAUAAUCUUGAUGUGAACAGGUGUAUUGAGGCUCUUGAUGAGCUUGCAUCUCUUCAAGUCACAAUGCAACAAGCACAGAAACAUACAGAGAUGAUUCUGACUCUAAAGAAGAUACGGAAAUUUAAAGUUAGCCAAGUUAUCAUGGAGAAAUCUACAAUGCUAUAUAACAAGUUCAAGACCAUGUUUCUGGUUGGGGAAGGAGAUUCUGUUCUUUCCCAAGUACUAAAUAAAUCACUUGCUGAGCAGAAGCAGCAUGAGGAAGCCAACAAAACCAAAGAACAGUGGAAGAAAGGAGCAAGCAAAAAAAUGGAAAAAGAAAAGGACCAAACAGGUUCAAAGGUUCUGAAUGGAGCGUCUGAAGCUCAAGACACCAACCAGACACAACGUGAUGGAGAGAACGCUGGGGAAAAGAAAGAUAGGCUUGAAGCUGGCAGUAAGAUAAAGACGUGUGGUGAAGAGAGAGAGCUUGAAAAGCCAGCAAAAGAUUCUGCCUUUGAAAGCAAAUGAUACCACUGGAGUCUUUUUUUAAAAUACAAAUUAAAGAGGAUUGUUAAGUUUUGCAUUUGAAAUCUAUAGACUGCUGAAAGUUUAAAAUAAUUUUAUAAGCAUAGUAUUUUGAAGUUAAAAUUUGUGGAAUAAGAGCCCUUUCAAUCUUGUUCUAAAAGUAUUUAAACACUUUUGCCAAUAGUUUUGUCCAGUAUUAACAGGUAACACAUUUCAAAAUAAGAAAAUUCCGUCUAGAAGACAAAUGCUUACAUGUUACAGGACUUAGAGUUGUAGUAUAUUUUUACCUGACUACCGUAUGUCUAGCUAAUAGCAGGAAAAAGUGUAAAUACUUUUAACUGCCCAAUUGCUUCAUUUGUAUAAAGCCCACUCUCUUCCUAUGAUACUGACCUCUGUUUGUGCAUAGUUUUUCAACUCUUGUGGGGAUGUCUUUUCACUGUGUUUUGUAGGAGUUGAAAACAGCAUUUUUAUAGCUAUUAAAAUGUUAAUGUACGAGUAUACUUAAUCACUUUUUCUAAAGAAGUCUAGUCCUGUUCUUGCAAAACUCAUUGUGCCAAUUUACUGCAAUGUGACUUUAUGGUAUGCUUUUGGUAUAAUAAGUAUACUAGAAUGAACUGUGUUUUCGCAGAACCUGUUGAUGCACACUGGUUAGAAAACACUGUCUUGAACUAUUUCUGAAAUUAAAGAUUUAAAACUGAUAAAGAGACUGCUUCUUAAUACUAACUUGUAUAGACAAAAACAUUCAUAGGAAAAAGUGUCUGAUUUUAGUACUAUUUUGAUUUUAUUGACUUGGCAUUAACUUGGGGAUUUCUAACUUGAAUUUUAAGAGAAACACUGGUCUUGAAACAUGUGCUUUGCCUUGCAUCAGAACUGGGAACAACUUGCGUGCGACUGGAAAAUGGUAUUUGACAGAGGCCAGCCAGGUUAGAAAUUAGAGUUUAAUAUCCUAAGAAUCUUGUUAGGGCGAUUGUGACAGGGAAGGUGACGGUAUUCCAGGUGUACAUAUAACCUUGUGCUGUGUCACCUUCAAGGCAGCACCAGAAAAACACGAUUACAGCCUGGUGGAGACCAGUGCUUCUGAAACCGUAACUCACCCCAUUCAACAAGGAAGAGUUUUUCAGUAUUUUCAGCUUUUCCCUAUUUCAAGUUCAAUAACUUGUUACAAUCUUUACUUUUGUUUGCAGUUCUGCUCUUGCAGUAACGGUAAGCAGCCAGAUGUUCAGUAAUAGGAAAAAGCAGCUUCAACACUCGCAGCCAGGUGAAGGUCAGUUAACUUCAGCACUGCUUUCAAACUUCCCUCUUUAACGGAAUCUGAAAGUGACAGAUUUAUCUUGA